AUGAUGAUGUCGGUCAUUUCUAUGGGACUGACGACCAUCACCUGGCUUGUGUUCGGCUUCACCUGGUCUUUCGAUGAGUGGGGUGCCGGGAAGGGCUUCACGUACGUCGGCUUCCGCAACCUCGACACAGUCUGGCCCGGCACGACCAUGCCAGGUCUGACCUUCGCGAUCUUCCAGAUGACCUUUGCCAUUAUUGCGGCGGCGAUCAUCUCCGGUGCCGUCGUCGAGCGCAUCCGAUUCUCGGCUUACGCCAUCUUCAUCGUCGCCUGGGUCCUAGCGGUGUAUGUGCCGCUGUGCCACUGGAUCUGGGGCGGCGGCUGGAUCGCCGAAAUGGGUGCCAAGGACUUUGCAGGAGGCACCGUGGUUCACAUCAGCUCUGGCACCUCCGCCUUUGCUUUGGCAUCCCUACUCGGCGAGCGAAGGCACAAAGACGAGAGCUUCCCCUCGAACUUGCCCUUCGUGAUCUUGGGCGGGGGCAUCCUCUGGCUCGGUUGGACCGGCUUCAACGGCGGCUCGGCCUUUGCGGCCAAUGCAGACUGCGGCCUCGCCAUCGCAACCACCUACAUCGCGGCGGCUGCCGCGAUGGUCAUGUGGAUCACGGUGGAGCGCAUCUUGGACGGAGCGCCCACCUCCGUGGGCGCGAUGUCGGGAGCCGUGGCAGGGCUU
This is a messenger RNA of Symbiodinium natans, 666 nucleotides long. The record is from the annotation of a GenBank genome assembly. NCBI's taxonomy places the organism in Eukaryota, Dinophyceae, Suessiales, Symbiodiniaceae.